This is a messenger RNA of Pistacia vera, 1689 nucleotides long. RefSeq names its product formamidase-like. Lineage: Eukaryota; Viridiplantae; Streptophyta; Magnoliopsida; Sapindales; Anacardiaceae. Gene Ontology annotation, molecular function: hydrolase activity, acting on carbon-nitrogen (but not peptide) bonds, in linear amides. The record is from RefSeq and is a predicted model, not a curated record. The transcript has 7 exons. Bases 172 to 1539 code for a protein of 455 amino acids.
GGAAAGUAAAAUAAAGGAGUGGUUUAAACACUCAAGAGGUCCAUCCAUCCCACCAACUCCAAAAAUAUCAUGCCUGUCACGCUUCAAUCUAAUUGGGAAUCUGCUUAUUUUUAGCAUGCUUAAUUUUUAUUUUUCCUUUACCAAAGUAGGAAAUUUGAGUCUGACAUAGUCAUGACUGAGUAUGGUGGUGGUGCUGCAAGGCUGGUUCUGCCUAUAGACUUGAAGAAGAAAGCAUGGGAACAGAAACAUGUCCUCCACAACCGGUGGCACCCAGAUAUACCUCCGGUUGCGGAGGUUAGAGCUAGGGAGGUUUUUAGAGUUGAGAUGAUGGAUUACAGUGGCGGUGGCAUCACGCGCGAUUACUCUGCAGAUGACAUCAAACAUGCUGAUCAAUCCAUUGUGCAUUAUCUCAGUGGGCCGAUCAAAGUUGUGGACGAGGAUGGAAUUCCAGCCAAGGCAGGAGAUCUUCUUGCAGUAGAAAUAUGCAACCUGGGUCCUCUUCCAGGAGAUGAAUGGGGUUACACAGCAACAUUUGACAGAGAAAAUGGAGGUGGUUUUUUAACUGAUCACUUUCCUAGUGCAACCAAAGCUAUUUGGUAUUUUGAAGGAAUUUACGCCUACUCUCCUCACAUACCUGGGGUACGAUUCCCAGGUUUAACUCACCCUGGAAUUAUUGGAACUGCACCAUCAAUGGAACUCCUGAAGAUAUGGAACGAAAGGGAAAGAGAACUGGAAGAAAAUGGUCUCCAAUCACUGAAACUCUGCGAGGUCUUGCAUUCACGACCAUUGGCAAACCUACCAUCGACCAAAGGCUGCCUUCUUGGAAAAAUCGAAGAAGGCACACCUGAAUGGGAAAAGAUUGCUAGGCAGGCAGCAAGGACAAUCCCAGGACGAGAAAAUGGAGGAAAUUGUGAUAUCAAAAAUCUCAGCAGAGGUUCAAAAAUAUACCUUCCAGUAUUUGUAGACGGAGCGAAUCUUAGUACGGGUGAUAUGCACUUCUCUCAGGGUGAUGGUGAAGUCUCAUUCUGCGGGGCAAUUGAGAUGAGUGGCUUUCUAGAGCUCAAGUGCGAAAUUAUAAGGGGUGGAAUGAAAGACUAUCUUACACCAAUGGGGCCAACUCCUCUUCAUGUAAAUCCAAUCUUUGAGAUAGGCCCAGUUGAGCCACGAUUCUCGGAAUGGUUGGUGUUUGAGGGGAUCAGUGUUGAUGAGAGUGGAAGGCAGCACUACCUUGAUGCGAGUGUUGCUUACAAACGUGCAGUUCUCAAUGCAAUUGAUUACCUCUCUAAAUUUGGGUACUCCAAAGAACAGAUGUAUCUUUUGUUAUCAUGCUGCCCGUGCGAAGGAAGGAUCUCUGGAAUAGUCGACGCUCCCAAUGCGGUUGCAACCCUUGCAAUUCCUACAGCUAUAUUUGAUCAGGAUAUUCGUCCAAAAUCCAGCAAGGUGCCAGUUGGGCCCCGAUUAGUAAGAAAACCAGAUGUCCUCAAAUGCAGUUAUGAUGGAAAUUUGCCCAUCACAAAGAACCCUGGUUCGGGAGCAUAACAAGGGCCAAGGGCACCAAGUAAAAGAAACAGACACUUUGGAUACAUGAUGCAUAGUAGCAUUUAUGUCUAGAUCCAUUUGCGGAUGGAGGCACUAUAUAGUGGCUAUAUGAUCUCUGUUUUCUGGUUUGUAAAGCAAACAACCAUACUU